AAGCGUUUACGGAUUUAAAAACUGAAAACAAACGAAGCGACGCGAUGGAGCCAGCCGAAAGUCCAGAAAAAUUAAUGAAAUUCGUACGCCGCAGUGACGUACUGGAAUACGUGGGCAACACGAGUGCCGUCGAUCUAUCGAGCGGUGAUCUCUCCGACAUCGAUCUCAAGGACGUGCCGGCCCAACUGGAGGCCACUUUGAAACCGCGUCGCUAUGAAGCAAGCACUUUGUUUAACAUUGACCUGGACGAUAUCUGGGAUCCUAGCUGUCAGGAGGACGAGGUGCAGCAGUACAAGGAGCGCGCCCAGAAGGAGCAGCAAAAGUUCUUCGACUUUGUAAUGCAUGCGGCACUGGACACGGACAAUCGCAAGGUUAGCUUCAAGCCAAACAAGGAGCAGCAGCGUUACCUAGAUCAGGGACCCAAUUUGCAAAACUUCGUGCGAAGCUCGUUGGCUUUCACAAACGCGGCCAUCCGAUUUCAGGCGGAGCACGAGGACAUGAUGGAGCUGCAGUGCAAUAUGGACGAUCACUACCUAUUCAUGCGGAACACCAUGAUCAACAACGCUAUACACCAGAAUAUGGCCAACCAACGGUGACCCUAAGCUAUGCAUAAAUAUACAUAUGUGAAUUGUAGAUAUUGAUAAAUUAAAUUAAGACUCAGAGAUUGUAAGACGGUUUGCUUUUGGCUUAUACAGUAUAAUUCGCUUAGCUGCCUCGAGUACUUUGCACAAUGCCUCGAUGCAGGUAACUUAAAAAUGCAGCUAACUUAAUUUUUUUUUUUCUAUUUUCUAUUUUCUAUUCACACAAAAAAAUGGAAAAAUAAUGCAGAUAUCUUGCCGAUGCAGCUAACUAUCGAUGCAGCUAAGCGAAUUAUACUGUAUUUAUUUCUACCCUAAUAUGUAACUCCCUAAGUUGCACUUCUGAUGAUGGCUGCCUUUAAGUCUGACCGAAAGAAAUGAAAACCGAUCAAACGUCUUGAAAACAUUGUCUGUAUGUAAACUG
Messenger RNA from Drosophila melanogaster (fruit fly), 1002 nucleotides. RefSeq names its product kinetochore Mis12-Ndc80 network component 1 (gene Kmn1). The record is from RefSeq and is marked reviewed. The coding region runs from base 45 to 596 and encodes 183 amino acids. Lineage: Eukaryota; Metazoa; Arthropoda; Insecta; Diptera; Drosophilidae. The transcript is spliced from 2 exons.